This is a messenger RNA of Rotaria sp. Silwood1, 828 nucleotides long. Lineage: Eukaryota; Metazoa; Rotifera; Eurotatoria; Philodinida; Philodinidae. The record is from the annotation of a GenBank genome assembly.
AUGUCUGCUAUUACGCAGACGAAUCCACAAUUCGCCGAAUUUCGUCAAUUAUUUUCCAAAGCACGUUCAGUAUUGGUUUUGACAGGCGCAGGCGUUUCUGCAGAAUCCGGUGUUCCAACAUUUCGAGGAGCUGGCGGUCUCUGGCGACAAUUUAAUGUCACAGAUUUGGCUACGCCGUCAGCUUUUGCUCGAUCACCAUCACUUGUUUGGGAAUUUUAUCAUUAUCGACGAGAACUUAUGCGAACUAAAGAACCUAAUAAAGCUCAUUUAGCAUUGGCCGAAGCUGAAAAACGUUUUGAAGAAGAAGGAAAACAUUUUUUUAUUUUAACUCAAAAUAUUGAUGGUCUUCAUCGACGAGCUGGUUCUCGUAAUCUUCUUGAAAUACACGGUAAUCUUUUCACAACUCGAUGUACAUCCUGUGGUUUUAUUGAAGAAAAUAAUGAUAGUCCAAUUUGUGAAGCUCUACGAAAUCGAGGAUUGCCAAAUGAGAAUGGUCCUGAGAUUGCAUUGAAAGAUCUUCCUAGUUGUCGUCAAUGUCAAUCUCUUGUUCGGCCUCAUGUCGUUUGGUUUGAAGAAUCACUUUGGCCUGACGUUUUGAAAAAAAUCGAUGAAGAAAUCGCUCAAUGUGAUCUAUUCUUAGUUGUGGGAACAUCAGCAAUUGUCUAUCCGGCUGCAGCCUAUGCUAUGAUUGUUGCAACACGUGGUAUCCCUGUAGCUGAAGUCAAUAUUGAAAAGACUCCUUCUACUUCUAUCUCAACUUUUCAUUUCGAAGGUCCCGCUGGCGAAAUACUUCCAAUACUAUUGUCACCCGUUACGGAUAGUAUUUAA